Messenger RNA from Glycine soja, 1860 nucleotides. Its product is annotated as CRS2-associated factor 1, mitochondrial. Gene Ontology annotation, molecular function: RNA binding. Bases 64 to 1254 code for a protein of 396 amino acids. The transcript is spliced from 5 exons. Gene Ontology annotation, biological process: Group II intron splicing. The record is from RefSeq and is a predicted model, not a curated record. Lineage: Eukaryota; Viridiplantae; Streptophyta; Magnoliopsida; Fabales; Fabaceae.
GACAUUGCAACUUAUGAUUGCAGCCAUAAGAAUAAGAACCAACACUGCAACCUUAAACCCCAAAUGUUCCUCCUCACACGCCUUACCCGCCAAAACCCCUCACGCGCCACGCUCCUCACGCGCCACCUCUCCUCAGCCGCGUCCAAACUCCACUCCAAUUACACCUUCAAACCACCGUCUUCUCUCCCUCCCCAGCCCCAAUGCUCCAAUUUCCCUCCCUCCAAGCCCAACCAGAAAAAGCCCAAGCCCAGGUAUCGGCCCCCCUCCUCCCUCGACCAGGCCGGCCGCAAGCCCGUCCGGUCCAACGACCUGCCCUUCGACUUCCGGUUCAGCUACACGGAGAGCAGUGCCAAGGUGCGACCCAUCGGGCUCAGGGAGCCCAAGUACUCCCCCUUCGGACCGGGCCGGGUCGACCGCAAGUGGACCGGAGUGUGCGCCCCCGCGGUGGACCCCACGGUGGAGAGCCUGGAGGGUCCGGAGGACCCUAAGUUGGAGGAACAGAGGAAGAAGAAGAGAGAGAUGAUUCAAGGAAAACCGCUUUCUAGUGAAGAGAGAAAGACAUUGGUUUCGCAAUUUGAGAGAAGCAAAACUAAUAAACAUGUCAAUCUCGGGAGGGAUGGUCUAACUCACAACAUGCUGAAUGUUAUUCAUAAUCAUUGGAAAUUUGCUGAAGCAGUUAGAAUCAAAUGCAUGGGUGUUCCAACUAUGGACAUGAAUAAUAUUUGUACCCAGCUUGAGGACAAAACAUUUGGGAAGGUCAUUUUCAGACAUGGGGGUACACUUAUACUAUACAGAGGCAGAAAUUAUAAUCCGAAAAAGAGGCCUGUAAUUCCUGUCAUGUUGUGGAAGCCCCAUGAACCUGUAUAUCCCAGACUGAUUAAGACAACAAUUGAUGGCUUAAGUAUUAAGGAAACAAAAGAAAUGCGGAAGAGAGGACUAUCUGUUCCUGCUUUAACAAAACUUGCCAAAAAUGGUUAUUAUGCUUUUUUGGUACCCAUGGUCAGAGAUGCUUUCCUCUCCUGCGAAUUGGUUCGGAUAGACUGCGAGGGACUUGAGAGGAAAGAUUACAAGAAAAUAGGCUGCAAACUCAGGGACAUGGUCCCCUGUAUUCUGGUGACUUUUGAGAAUGAACAAAUUGUGGUUUGGAGGGGGAAGGAUUAUAAGCCCCCGAAGGAUGGAUACUUUCUCAAAGAUCGAGAAUCGUUUGACGACGAUGAUGACUUUUGUGUGGGAAAAGAGCAACAGGCUAUGUAACACACCACAAUCAGAUGUGAUAAUUAAGUGGAAUCUUUGUGCAAAUUGCUGCCAUGAAUCAGAAGUUCCCUUGAGAUUGGAUUGUUGUGUUCUGUGUAAAUGCAGUCAAUGAUGAAAUUUGAGAUAUUUGGAUAUAACAAGAUAUAUCUACACUGUUCUUUUUCCAUGACUCAUUGUAGGCCUUUAAAGUUGUAAGGAAAAAUCUGAAGAUAUAGGAUGAGUUUCUAACCAUAUACUGGCUAUUUAAACUGCAGAGCUGCAGAUAUUGGGGGUUUGGAUUUUUCAUAUUCUCUAUGAUCUACAAAUGGUACACACAGCUGUUUGUUAGGAAUCACAGAUUGGAGGUGUUUAUUUAGAGUUUUUGCCCAUUGUUUUUGUCACAAAUUCACAACAGUCAAUUAGGAAUCAAUUCAUGGUUUUGCUGACAUAGCCAAGCUUAGAAGGGACUUUGGUAUUUCAUGAUGUGAGAGAAUCAUGGAGGAAACUCAGUUCAAUAGUUCAGUACGCAAGUUUGUCACCAUUACCAAAUUGUCAGUUUUAUAUGAAGAGCUAAAUGUACAUAUUAGUAAUUUUACAGUUCAUGUUUGGAUUAGUUUAGUUUUAGAA